UUAAUGUUGGUCUCAAUUUGUGGUGGUUGCUACCUGUAUGGAAAAAGAAGUUUUCUUACAUUAAUUACUAUUAAUAAAGCGUGGAAAAAUUGAGGCAAAGCAGCAGCCAUUAUUGAAUACCAAAAACACCAUUGGGAUAGAAUGCUUAAAUGAAUGAUCUGUUUCGUUGUUAGAUCAUAUCAUACAAUUCAGUUCAAUUCAGUUUAGUUACUGACUAAAAUCAUCAAAUGGCAGAUGCUGUAGUUUCGUUUGUGAUUGAAAGGCUUCGCGACUUGGUGAUUUCUGAAGCUCAAUUCUUGGGUGGAGUUGAGGCCCAACUGGGGAAUGCACAGAUCAAGCUUCAAUGUAUGAGUGCUUUCUUAAAAGAUGCAGAUGCUUGGGUAAGAUAUGGUGAUGACAGAGUUCGCCUUUUGGUUGUCCAAGUCAGAGAAAAUGCUUAUGCCUUGGAGGAUGUUAUUGAGACUUAUGUCCUCAAAGUGACUUUGAAGAGGAAUGAAGGUGUACUAAAAAGAUCUAUUAACAUCUUCAGAGAGGGAAUUGAUGUCCACAAAGUUGGAUCAGAGAUUGAGAGGAUCUCAUCCAACAUUGAUACUUGGACUUCACAAUUAGAAGCACUUGGAGUACACAGAUCAAUACAAAAAGCAGAUGAAGCUUCUUCAAGCAGCUAUGUCCAACAGCAAAGAAAGUUGAGGCAAGCUUAUUCUUUUGUUGAAGACAAUGUUGUUGUUGGAUUCCAUAAAGAUAUAGAAGAGUUGGUUGGCCUUUUGACUGAAAAAGAGAACCCUCAUAAGCAUAAGGUGAUUUCUGUAUGUGGGAUGGGUGGUUUGGGGAAGACCACUCUUGCAAGAAAGGUCUAUCAGCAUACUCAUGUUAGGGAACACUUUGAUUGUCAGGCUUGGGCCUCGAUAUCUCAGCAAUGUAAUACACGUGAAGUCUUCGAAGGAAUUUUAUUUGGUUUCACUUCUCCAACAGAUGCACAAAAAAAAUACAUAAAAAACUUGACUGAUGCUGAAUUAGCCAAGAAGCUUUAUGACUUUCAGAAAGAGUGGAAAUGUUUGGUGGUCCUUGAUGAUAUGUGGACCACUGCAACAUGGGAUCUUCUAAAACAUGCAUUCCCUACUACAACUCAAGGAGACACACAUAGCAAGAUCUUACUCACUACUCGGAAAAAGAAUGUAGCUUUGCAUGUGGAUCAACAUGGUUUCAUCCAUAAACUUCAUUUCCUAAAUGACAAGGAGAGUUGGGAGCUAUUUCAGAACAAGUAUUCCUAUGUUGCAACAGAUACAUCAAACUCAAAUGAUGAUGAAGAAAGGAAGAAAGAAUUAGCAAUAGAGAUGCUUAAAAAAUGCUCUGGUCUGCCAUUAGCCAUCAUUGUACUCGCUGGUCUUCUAUCAAAGAAACACACCAUAUAUGAGUGGGAGCUGGUGAAAAGAAAUGUACCUCGCUGCAUAGGUCAAGCUGAACAACAACAUGAUGUUGACUCAAACCACCAUGGUGUUUUCGGGGUGUUAGGUUUGAGUUACAACGAGUUACCAAGUAAAUUGAAGCCUUGUUUUUUGUACUUGGCUCGUUACUCUGAAGAUGUCACAAUAAGGAUAAAAGAUUUCUGUCGUGUACUCAUAGCAGAAGGUUUUAUAUCGUUAAGAAGAGGUUCUGUGGAAACUUUGGAGGAAGUGGCAUAUGAUUGGUUGUGUGAGUUGGUGGAGAGGAGCAUGAUCCAGGUGAAAGAAAUGAGUUCAACAGGAAGGAUAAAGUCAUUUUGCAUUCAUGAUCUCAUGCGAGAUUUGUGCGUGUCUAGAGCUCAAGAAGAAAACUUUCUACAUUUUAUUGAUUGGCAGAAUAAAGGGGAAGAGCCAAUAAUAAAAAAUGCACGAAGAGUUUCCAUAUUUGAUAAUGAAAGUACUAAUGCUGAUGAUUUUAUUCAUAUGGUUCGAAAAUUAGAUGGAUCACUCAGGUGUUUUACUAUGCAAGAUGGAAGAGUUGUAUACCAAGAAAGAGUAUUGAGUCAUGUAUGCAAUCACUUUUUGAUGCUUAGAGUUUUAAUUGUUGGUCAUGAAUUUGUUGAUUGCACAUCAUUUCUGAAGUUGCCUAAAGAAUUUAGGAAUCUGAUCCAUCUAAGGUUAUUAAGUAUUCCUUAUUGGCCAAUUAGAAAGAUUCCAUCUUCUUUUGGCAAUUUAAGAUGCCUGCAGACUUUGAGAGUAAGGAAGGAGAGUGAUAUAAUAAUACCAAAUUCAAUGUGUAAGUUAGAACAGUUGAGGCAUCUAUAUUUUUAUAAUCCAGUUGGUGGGGUAGAAUUGGGUAAAUUCUUGAGGUCAACUAGGUCUAGAAGUUUACAGACAUUGGUAGGUGUUGGUACGAAAAAUCUUCUAAUGAGUGAUCUUCUACGGUUUGGGAGUCUAAAGAAAUUAGCAAUAUGUGUGGAUGGAAAUUUCAACAAAUUCUUACAUAAUCCCCAAAAUCUCACGUUUACUCGUCUUUUUUCUUUACAAGUAGGUAAUUUUAUUGGCAACAAGAUAGAUAUUGUUCCAUUGAUAUUAAGUUGUCCUCAAAUGUAUAAGCUUAGAGUGAUCUCACCUAUAGUAAGUUUACCAAAAGUCAACCAAUUCUCCUCAAAUCUCAUCAAGUUACAGUUGGCUAAUCUCUAUCUUGAGGAUGAUCCAAUGCCAACAUUAGAAAAGCUACCAAAAUUAAGUGUCCUUAUAAUUGGUUUUAAUAGUUAUUUAGGGGAAGAGAUGGUGUGCUCAAGAGGAGGUUUCCCUCGACUUGAAUCUCUCGAGUUUGAUUUUCUAAGUGGCUUAAAAGAGUGGAAAGUGGAGGAGAAUGCACUGCCUAAACUUGGCUAUUUGAGUAUUCGCGGGUGUAUGAGAUUGAGGAGAGUUCCAGAUGGACUAAGAAAAAUUGGUACACUCAAUGAGAUGGUGAUGGAUCAUAUGCCUAUGAAAUUCAAAGAAAGGAUGGAGGAAGGAGGAGACGAUUUCGAUCAAGUCAAGCUCGUGCAAUCACGUGUAUUUAUCAACUGUGAUCAAGAAUCAGAGGAUAGUGUCAAUGCUAUAUACAAUCAACUCAACCUUUAGAGGAGCAUUUGUCACUCUGCCAGUGUGUGUUUGUUGAAUAAUUACUAUUUGGAAUAAUCUCUGUAAUACAGUAUUUCAAUUUCAAUGUUUCAUAUGUUAUUAUGUAGUAUAUAUGUUGGAUUGUUGUCUCAUGAACAUUGUCGUUUGUCAUGAAUUAAAAAAUGUUGAUGAUGAUGAUGCAUAUAUAAA
Molecule: messenger RNA, 3263 nt
Organism: Cannabis sativa
Lineage: Eukaryota; Viridiplantae; Streptophyta; Magnoliopsida; Rosales; Cannabaceae
Product: probable disease resistance protein RF9
Exons: 3
Coding region: 228-3074 (948 amino acids)
Biological process (GO): defense response to other organism
Molecular function (GO): ADP binding
Source: RefSeq, a predicted model, not a curated record